Choloepus didactylus (southern two-toed sloth) is the source of this 1803-nucleotide messenger RNA. It is a transcript of the gene OSM, whose product is annotated as oncostatin M. Lineage: Eukaryota; Metazoa; Chordata; Mammalia; Pilosa; Megalonychidae. The transcript has 3 exons. Gene Ontology annotation, molecular function: cytokine activity; oncostatin-M receptor binding. Gene Ontology annotation, biological process: immune response; oncostatin-M-mediated signaling pathway. Bases 71 to 772 code for a protein of 233 amino acids. The record is from RefSeq and is a predicted model, not a curated record. Gene Ontology annotation, cellular component: extracellular region.
CCGGCCCGCCGGGCUCCCAGCCGGGAGGUGUCACCCCCAACAGGCGCGGGCCAGAGCGCGGGCACCCAGCAUGCGGGCGCAGCUCACGCAGAGGACGCUGCCCAGUGUGGUCCUUGGACUCCUGUUCCUGAGCACGGCGGCCAUGGGUGGCUGCUCAGGCAAGUACCAAGCCCUCCUCGGCCAGCUCCGGGCACAGGCGGACAUCAUGGGCAACAGCACCAAGCUCCUGGACCACUAUAUUCACAUUCAAGGUUUGGAGGUGCCAGGGCUUCAAAAGCACUGCAAGGAGCGCCCAGGGACCUUCCCCAGCGAGGAUGCCCUGCGGGGGCUCAGCAAGCAGGACUUCCUGCAGAUCCUCGAUGCCAUCCAAGACCAGGUCCUGCACAGACUGGCUGCCUUCCAGCUGGAGACAUCGGAGGCCCGGGAUGUUGCGGAGCUGCACAUGGUGAAGCCGUUCAUCCACGGCAUCAAGAACAACAUCUACUGCAUGUCCCGGCUCCUUACCAACUCCUCGGAUACGGCGGAGCCCACGCAGGCCAGCCCAGGGAACUCGCUGCCCCUCACCCCCUCCCCAGAUGCCUUUCAGCGCAAGAUAGAGGGCUGCAAGUUCCUGCAGGGCUACCACCGCUUCAUGCGCUCCGUGGGGCAGGUCUUGGGCGAGUGGGAGGAGAGGCCGCGCCGGAGCCGGAGGCACAGCCCCCGCCGGGCCCCGUGGAAAUGGGGCCACAGGACAAGACCCUCCAGAAGGGGCAGAAGGAUGCUACCUCGGUAGCCUGAGGAGCAACCCUUGCAGGUGGUGAAGGAUGCUUUCUGGAUGGGAGGAGCUGGUGCAGGAUGGGGGUGGGUUGGGGAAAGGGCUCCCCGGGGUCUCCAAACCUGCUCCCCUCCAUCCUUCACCACUCAGAAGUGCACUUUAAGGGGUGGGAGCAGGACAGACCCCUUCUACCUCCUCCGGGCUGGGGUGGGGGGGUACAAGUCAAGCCAUCAGGCACCCCCAGCCCCGGAGUUCCCCAGCUCUGGUGGGGUGGCUGGGCUGGGGCACGCGGGGCCGACUUUCCAUUGAUUCAGGGAUCUGAUGACACAGGCUGACUCACGGCCAAGCUGACUGCCACCCCCCCCACCCCCCACCCCUGCUCCGCUCCCCGGAGGCCUGCCGGGCCCUUCCCUCUCAUGACUUGCAGUGCUAUUGUCCCCAGACUUCCUCCUUUCCGUGGUGGCUUGGUUCCAACGGGGAGGUCAGGACCUGAGCUGGCCCUCUUUGCCUCAUCGCAAGUCUCAGGCUGGACACCUGAGAGUUUGGAUGACCUCACUUUGGGCAGCUGUGGCAGGGCCAGAGGGUCCUGGAAGGAGCACUGAUCUGGGGGUCCGGAGAACGGGACUCAGGGCUGCUGAUGCGCUGUGUGACCUCAGGCAGGUUGCUUUACCUCUCUGGACUUCUUUGUGCAGCGAGUAGGUUGGGGAUCACGGAAGGCCCCCUCGGCCCGUCACUUGCUGGGACUCCGUGACAUAGCGUGGACAUCACAUUUCCCUCUGUAAAUCGAGAUUCCGGGUGAGCGAGACCCACCCCCACCGGGAGGGAUGCGGGAUUGGGUCCCCGUCGCCAGUGGCUCCGCCUGGUGGUGCGCCGUGGAAUUUCCUCGUGCUGAAACGUGCCCUCCUGGAGGGGGCCGUCCCUUGGAGGGAUGACUAAUUUAUGGAUUAUUGUCAGUUUUUAUCUGUUCCAUAUUUAUAAGGCUUAUUUAUGAUGUGUAUUUAACAUUAAUAUUGUGUCAACAUGUAUUUAAAACUUGCCUGGUUUCUGAA